ACCCCAGACCGGACCACCAACCCCACCGGCCACCGCCAUGGCCGGCGGCGAGCAGCUCCUUGUCCAAGAGUCCGCUGUCCCAGUCAUCUCCAGCGGCGCCGAUACGUCAACCCCCACCGUUCGACUGGCCCACUUCCUCCACCCCCGCGCGGGCGCCGGCCAGCGCCCCCCUCUACCCCCUCCGCCCCGCAACGCUGGCCCUAUUCUCACCGACGGGCUCCAGGUCGAGUUCAAGGGCUGGGCGGAAGCUCCAAAUCUGUGGACGCGGUGGGUGGCCAAGCUCCGCCCGCGGUGCGAGCCCCUGUGGCGGAAGAUUGGGAUCCAGGACGCCAUCCUCGCGACCACCUGUCGGGUGCGGCGCGACGAGCGCGCGAUGCUCCAGCUCGCCGCCAUCUGGUCCGCCGAGACCAACACGUUCGUGUUCCCCUGGGGCGAGGCGACGGUGACGCUGGAGGACGUGGCCGUGCUCGGGGGGCUGCCCUUGCUCGGCAGGCCCGUGCGCGCGCCGCCGAAGGGCGCGCUCCGGGAGGACGUGGAGGCGCUCGAGGCCGUUCGCCGCGCGCUCUACCGGAGCGACAGCCAGAGACCGGACCACUCCGCGUGGGCGAUGCCGUUCCUCGAGCCCCCGGCGGGAGAGGGGCCCGCCGCGGGCGACGGCGGCGCCACCGGGUUACUGGAGCACGGCGCGUUCCUGGCCAUGUGGCUGUCGCUCUUCGUGCUGCCGGCGCCGCCGUUCGACGUGGUCCGGGCGGAGGUGCUCCCCGUGGCCGCCCGGCUGGCGCGCGGCGGGUGCGUGGCGCUCGGACCCGCCGCUCUCGCCAGCAUCUACAGCGACCUCUCGGCGCUGAACCGCUACAUCAAUUCGGGCAAGAGAUACCAGCCGUUCGUGGGGUGGGCGCCGCUGCACAUCCUGCAGCUCUGGGUCUUGGCCAGGUUCCCGGAGCUUCGCCCUGAAAUGGCGACCACUCUCGACCCCGUCGCUCGUCACCAGCCUUGGGCCGCCCGGUGGCAUCAAGUCCACAAGGUAACUGACCCCAUAAAUCUCCACAGAGUGCUCAUGUUGCCAAUGGAGUUUGAGUGGAGGCCCUAUGGAAGCUUCAGCUUUGCUCCGUCUCCCAAGAAGAGCUGCUCUUGGGUUCAUGGCCGGGACAUGGCAAGAAGCCUACAACUGCUAUCGUUUGCGCAGUGUCUGCGUGCUUGCGAGCUUGUAGGCAUGCGCUGCAUUGAGCAGUACAAUCCUCAUCGUGUUGCAAGGCAGCUUGGCUUCGAUCAGGACGUGCCUGGAUCUGUUGCCCGUGUUAACUCGGACUGGAAGAUUGCUUGGGGAACAUACUUCAUGGAGCCUAGCAAUUUCGCCUUCAUCGUUCCACAGUAUACUCUGGCUGUGACGUUUGAGUACACACGAUGGUGGAGGCCAUACGCUUCUGGGUGUGAUACUGCCAUUGAUAACAAUGUAAAUUCGAAGGAAUUCCCUGUUUUGGUUGGCCCAAGGGACAAAAACAUGGAGGUGCUUCAUGAUGAUAAUUCGGGCAAGAAGCAGCAUGUGCUCCCAGGGAUGUCUCGGCCAGAUACUUUCGAGGUAUUUUUUUCGAGAUUAAAUACUGUCGAGGUUCCACAGACUGAUAUUCCUCCUGUUGAAAAACUUAAUGGCCUGGACACCAUUCAGGGUACCCUGGAACAUCUUGCGGAAGUUGCCGAGUCAGCACAAAUUGCGGAUGAUUCGACCCUGAGAUGUGUAAGAAAGGGCACACAAACUAAAAAUGUGAAACAAGCUUCACCUGAUGUCUUCGCUAAACAGAAUAGCAGCUCAGAACAUGGUGAAGUAGCUCCCCGUCACCUUGUCAAGCGAGCAGUAAGCACAACCAACAGAAAAGCUAUUGGGGCAACUGUGGGUCAUGUGCAGCCAAGUCUUGAAGACAUCGUGGUGAUGCUUGAUGAAGAGUUUGACGAAUCAGUGGGCAAGGAACAUGAGGUGGGUGCAACUGUAGGUCAUGUGCAGCCAAGUCUUGAAGACAUCGUUUUGAUCAGUGAUGAAGAGUUUGACGAAUCAGUGGGCAAGGAACGUGAGGUGGGUGCAAUGCCGAGGGAAGGUAAUGAAAAAGCUAAUGAAGAUGCAUCAGCAUCAAACCAACAAUCAGAUACCCUUAUGGAAGAUUGCUUAGUGGUCAACAGGAAGGGCUCAGGAAACAAUAAGACGUAUUCUAGCAAUCCAGUGGAUGCAAAUCCUGAAUUGGUCAAGAGGGUUUCAACUAAAACACUUUACUACCUUAGACCAAUUGGGCCGGUGAAAGAUGCUCAGGAAAGAGAUGCAACUGGAACGAAUGCGGAUCAAGGAGCUUACCUACCAAGGCGUGAAGUUGGGACGAGGGAAAUGAUUGAGGAGGCUUCUGCUGCUCGAGAAGCUGAAAUGGUUGUGUUGCAAAAAGUAAUUGAUUCUCUGAAGGAAGAGAUUGCAGCAGCGCAGGCCCUUGGGGCCUUGAGGGAUGGAAGCCCCUCAAAAACCUGAGGCGUGACUUUACUCGGUACAGUCUGUCCAUGUGGUGAAACCGACAUUUACGCGUCCGGGGAGAGAGGGAGGGAGGGAGGAUGGAUGAGUGCUCCAAGGCUGGCAAAGGAGGGACAUGACUAUCUACGAGGCAACGCUUGCAGACAUUAAGCAUCGGUCGGCACCUCUUGAUGGGUGCGGCCAUCUCAGUACGUUUAGCGCUGCCCACAUGGCGUAGUGAAGUUCAUACAAUUCAUCUGGUUGUGUCUCAGAACCGAAUAUACUCGCAUCCUACUGAUACAAAGCUGGUUUUCUUCCUGCAGCGACGGAAGGACCAAUGACCUGAUCCAGAGGUUGGAAUUAGGGGGUGGACAAAGGAGAGUUAAUUCUGAGCGAAAUUAGCAGUAGUGGUAGAUGAUAAUGUUAUCUGUAGUUCUGUGAUCUGCUUGAUGGCUUUAAUGAAAACCUGGCCCUGUUUGGCUGUCUGCCUUUUGUGCAUGAGAAAACAAGAGCUUUGUGCUGAGAAUGAGACUGUCGACGGAUAUAAGGACAGCUUAUGCCUAAAAAGUUAAAACUGCAAGUUAAUAAGCUAGGUGCAUAUAUGUUUUUGAUUAUGAUACUAUGAUUGCUUGGACCAGCUUACGAAUGAUUUACCUGAACGUUCUGUUGUAUUUGUGAAAUUCUCCCUUAGUC
Triticum dicoccoides is the source of this 3178-nucleotide messenger RNA. RefSeq lists its product as uncharacterized. NCBI's taxonomy places the organism in Eukaryota, Viridiplantae, Streptophyta, Magnoliopsida, Poales, Poaceae. Gene Ontology annotation, biological process: meristem development; meristem maintenance. The transcript has 3 exons. The record is from RefSeq and is a predicted model, not a curated record. The coding region runs from base 38 to 2506 and encodes 822 amino acids.